AUGGCUUCACAAGUUUCUCAAGUUCUUGCUUCGACCCAUACUGCCAUAUCCUCCAAUAUGGAAAAUCGCCCCAAGGCUGAUUUUCAUCCUGGCAUUUGGGGAGAUGUUUUCCUCACUUGUCCUGAUAAGGAUAUUGAUGCUACAACUGAACUACAAUAUGAAGAAUUGAAAGAAGAAGUGAGGAGGAUGCUUGUAGCACCUAUGGAUGAUUCAAACCAAAAGUUGCCCCUUAUUGAUGCAGUCCAACGGUUGGGUGUGAAUUACCAUUUUGAGAAAGAGAUUGAAGAUGCUUUAGAACAUAUAUACCAUGACAACAAUGAUGCCAAUGAUCUCUACACUACAGCUCUUCGAUUUAGAAUACUUAGAGAGCAUGGAUUUGAUGUUUCAUGUGACGCAUUCAACAAGUUCAAAGACGACAAAGGAAAUUUCAAGUCAUCCUUGACCAGUGACGUGCGAGGAUUGCUGGAACUUUACGAAGCUUCCUAUCUGCGGGUGCAUGGGGAAGAGCUACUUGAUGAAGCAAUUUCUUUCGCCACCACUCACCUAACUCUUGCAGCACCAACUUUGGACUAUCCUUUAUCAGAACAAGUUGCUCACGCUUUGAAGCAGUCAAUUCGAAGAGGCUUGCCAAGGGUGGAAGCUAGGCAAUGCAUUUCCUUAUACCAAGAUGAUGAAUCGCAUAACAAAGCAUUGCUGCAGUUUGCAAAGAUAGAUUUCAACUUGUUGCAACUUCUGCAUAGGAAAGAGCUGAGUGAGAUCUGCAGGUGGUGGAAAGAUUUAGACUUUACAAGAAAACUACCAUUUGCACGAGAUAGAGUGGUUGAAGGUUAUUUUUGGAUCAUGGGAGUGUACUUUGAGCCCCAAUACUCUCUUGGUAGACGGAUGUUGACCAAAGUUAUAGCCAUGGCAUCAAUUGUAGAUGAUACAUAUGAUUCAUAUGGAACAUAUGAUGAGCUCAUACUCUAUACAGAUGCCAUUGAGAGGUGGGAUAUUAAAUGUAUUGAUGAACUCCCAGAUUACAUGAAGAUAAGCUAUAAGGCACUAUUAGAUGUUUAUGAAGAAAUGGAACAACUGCUGGAGCAAGGGAAACAAUACCGUGUCGAAUAUGCAAAAAAGGCGAUGAUACGACUUGCUCAAGCUUACCUUCUUGAGGCGAAAUGGAUGCAUGAAAAUUACAAACCAACGUUUGAGGAGUAUAAGUCUAAUGCAUUGCCUACCUCUGGCUAUGCUAUGCUUGCUAUCACAGCAUUCGUCGGCAUGGGAGAUGUUGUAACCCAAGAGACCUUUAAUUGGGCAGCUAAUGACCCUAAUAUCAUCAGAGCUUCCACAAUUAUUUGCAGGUUCAUGGAUGACAUUGCUGAACACAAGUUUAACCAAAGGAGAGAAGACGAUUGCUCAGCCAUAGAGUGUUACAUGGAACAAUAUGGCGUAUCAGCGCAAGAGGCAUACGAUGAGUUCAACAAGCAUAUCGAGAGUUCCUGGAAGGAUGUAAACAAGGAGUUCCUGAAACCAACAGAAAUGCCAGUACCAGUUCUGAAUCGUAGUCUCAACCUUGCACGGGUGAUGGAUGUCCUUUACCGAGAUGGAGAUGGUUACACACAUGUUGGCAAAGCUGCAAAAGGUGGCAUCACUUCCUUGCUCAUUGAUCCAGUCCCACUUUGAAUUACCUCUUGGAGCUGCUUCUCUUAUACGAAGUAUUGAAGGACAAAAUUUAAUAAAAUUGCACCUAAAAGAAUAGUUUGUAAUCGUUGAUAACUUAUUUGUUUCUUCUUUUAUAAAAAGAAAUGUCUAA
Messenger RNA from Theobroma umbraticum, 1792 nucleotides. Its product is annotated as (+)-delta-cadinene synthase isozyme A. Gene Ontology annotation, biological process: diterpenoid biosynthetic process. The record is from RefSeq and is a predicted model, not a curated record. Lineage: Eukaryota; Viridiplantae; Streptophyta; Magnoliopsida; Malvales; Malvaceae. Gene Ontology annotation, molecular function: terpene synthase activity; magnesium ion binding.